This is a messenger RNA of Misgurnus anguillicaudatus (oriental weatherfish), 2671 nucleotides long. The record is from RefSeq and is a predicted model, not a curated record. Lineage: Eukaryota; Metazoa; Chordata; Actinopteri; Cypriniformes; Cobitidae.
AUGGGGUGCAGCAAAAAACUGUUAUGGGACACAGGUGUGCUGCUGUUUGAGACUUUGGCAUGGGAAGUGAGAAUGCCAUCAGAAAUUCAUGGCCUCAGAGGUUCCUGUCUGGUUAUACCGUGCUCUUACUCUUACACUUCAUACCCACCAACUAACCCACGUAGAGUUGUGUGGUAUCAGUAUGUGUCGAGUAGCUACCCUUUAGUUUAUGAUCCCUGGUAUCCAGACAGUGUCAUUGACAAGUUCAGAGGAAAAACUGAAAUAUAUAACCCUACAAACUCAGAUCGGGAUUGUAGUCUGCUGAUCAAAAUUGUGGAUCCGUCUCACAAUGGAGAAAAAUUAUAUACAUGGAUUGACCCAGAAAAUAUUGGAAAGAGCACCUACAAGUUUUAUGACGUCACCUCCACGAUUAUUGUUGACUCAAAUCCACAGCAGCCCAUCAUUAAUAUUUCUGGAGGUUUAAAGAUUGGUGACAGCAUUACAGUAGUGUGUUACAUCUUACACACCUGUCCAUACAGCAAACCAAACAUCAUUCUGAAGGGUAUUGAAGGAUCUGAUAAAAUAGAUGAUGUCCAUAUGGAAAAUGGUCGAUGGAAAACCACUCGGACACGCACCGGUGUUGUGAAGGCUGAACGCUCCGAUAUUGAGUGUGUCUUUUAUAGAAUAACCAUUGAGCCUAAACUGACAGCAGAUAUUAUAGAGGGUGUUGCAAAGACCUUCACUUGUACUGUCCACCAUUCCUGUCAGAUGAAUCCUCCGAUCCUCUCCUGGAACUAUGAGAACAUGCCGGUCAAAAAUGAAAAGAAACAACUUACAGGGUUCAAAUUGGCCACCUCUUCCACCAUAACCUUUUUGGGGACAAAGAAAGAUGAUGGAAAGAAAUUAACCUGCACUACAAAUAUUUCUGGACAGAAAAUCACAGCAUCUGUCGACUUACAUGUACAACAGCCUCCAAAACCAGUUAAUCCAGUCCAGAAUAAAUAUUAUUUUACAGAGCCUCCAAGACCAGUGAAUUCAGUCCAGAAAAAAUAUUCAUUAACAGAGUCUCCAAGACCAGUGAAUUCUGUCCAGAAUAAAUCUGUUUCCCAGAAUGAACUCGAUGUGCUGACCUUUGACAAUUGGAAGACAAUUGGACUUUACAUUCUAGCCCCCUCAAUUGCCUUUCUUCUCAUUUGCAUAUUUGCUGGAGUCAUCAUAUACAAGAAGUGUAACAGGUCUUCACCUGCUAAUCCACAAGAAUCACAGCCUAAACAAAGGUCAAAUGAUGAUCUGUAUGCAGCUGUGGCCCGUAUACCAUCACUAAAGAGUCAGAGAAAAUCCUGCACUAUUGAGGAUUAUGAAGAUGUUUAUGCCAACAUGGAAGAUCCCAGCAUUUAUGGAAACGUCUAAUGGAAAUGCUCCACAUCACCUCCAAAAUGUGCACAGUGUUUUCAACAGAAAUAGACAAAAGUCAAACAUAUAUUUUAGUCAAUAUUAGAAAAAUACAACUUUAUUAUAUAUAUUUUAUAUAUAAAAAUAGCAUCAAUAUUUGUAUUUACACGCUUUUAUUCAUAUUAUACUUACUGUAACUUUGUCUGAUUUGUUUGGCAUCUGGAUCUCUCUUUGGCUUAAUAAAUAACAUUUUGUCAUCAUUUACUCACACCUGUUUCAAACCUGUAUCAGUUUCCUUAUUUUGUUAAAUAUAUUUUAAUAAAUGAUGGUGAGCACAUUACCCAUUGACUUCCUUGUUAUUUUUUUCUACUAUGGCAGUCAAGUGUGUUGUUACCAUCAUUUAUCAAAAUAUCUUCUGUUGUGUUUAACAGUAUGAAGAAACUCAUGCAGGUUUAGAAAAGCAUGAGGGUGAGAAAAUGACUUAUAAAGCUUGUGUAAACAGAAAAACGGGUCUGGAAACGGGCUUACGCCAGUUCCUACGUAAAGGUUGCGAUCUAUAAAAAAAAAACUUGACGGGAGAAUUGGCUUGCAGGGUGGGAUCUGAGGAUGAUUCAUAUACGCACAAUUGCAGGUGAUCUGUGAUUUAUAAAGGGAACAUUGCUGUGUUUUAUAAGUCUUAAUAUUUUUUGCCGAAUGCUAUUUUCAUCUUUUGUGCGUACGAAGAUAUUUAGUAAGGAUCCUACGGACAGUUUUAUAAAUGAGACCCCAGGAUUGAGACUGCAGUUUUGCAGAUGCUCUGACCCAAUUGUCUAGCCAUCACAAUUUGGCCCUUAAAGUCACUCUAAAAAUGAAGUUUAAUUUUUUUUAAAACAAACAUUCAAACUACUAAACUACUGAAAAAUGAUGACAGACUUUCAUCUUUUGGGUGAACUAUCCCUUUAAGUACACAAAUUAUGUUUUAUUAUGUAUUAAGGACAAAACAGUAAUACAUUUAUGUUGCAUUUUCAUCCUAUUUUGAAAUAAGAUUUUGCACAUGUGCACUCUCACACACAAACACACACAUAGAUAUUGUCUCAUAGGCGAUAGCAAAUUAGUUUCUUCUUGUAGUAGACACAUUUUUUUAUCGAGGUAUCUUUAUAAUAUACUGUUAUUAUUUUAGAAAUGGCAAAUACUAAUGCCUAGAGGGUCUUACUUUUUGCAAGCUAGGAAAGCUUAUGACAGUACCUUUCCUAAUAAAUACCAUUAGGUACUGAUAUUGUACCUUUGAGGUGCCAAUAUGUAGUCUUUAGGACUUUUGAAA